Messenger RNA from Puntigrus tetrazona (Sumatra barb), 12012 nucleotides. RefSeq names its product reelin-like. The record is from RefSeq and is a predicted model, not a curated record. Bases 102 to 10517 code for a protein of 3471 amino acids. Gene Ontology annotation, molecular function: lipoprotein particle receptor binding. The transcript has 65 exons. Gene Ontology annotation, biological process: neuron migration; central nervous system development. Lineage: Eukaryota; Metazoa; Chordata; Actinopteri; Cypriniformes; Cyprinidae.
UGAGAGCAGGCUCUGAACUCCCCGUGUGUGAAGGGAGGACAGACACACACACACUCACACACACACACACACACACACGCUCCUCGAGCUCCGGAGCAGAGAUGUUGAGGGCCGCUCUCGCCUGCGCUCUGCUGCUGUCGGUCGCCGCCGGGGAUUUGGGAGGCUCUCCGUCCGGCUUCUACCCGCGCUUCAAUCCCUUCUUCUUCCUCUGCACCCACCACGGAGAGCUGGAGGGCCCCGGGGCCGAGGGAGGAGGAGAGGUGCUGCUCACCUUCCAGAUCCACGGGAGCCCCAGCGCUUACGUCCCGGGACAGGAGUACCAGGUGACCAUCUCCACCAGUACUUACUUCGAUGGGCUGCUGGUCACCGGUCUCUACACCUCCACUUCUGUCCAGUCGUCUCCCAUCCCUGCAUCUCCAGCCUUUGGCUUCGGGGUGAUGUCCGACAGGCAGUUCGGGACUCAGUUCGUGUGCAGCGUGGUGGCGUCUCACGUCAGUCACCUGCCCUCCACCAGCCUCAGCUUCAUCUGGAUCGCUCCUCCACCCGGCACCGGCUGCGUCAACUUCAUGGCCACAGCGACGCACCGAGGACAGAUCAUCUUCAAGGACGCUCUGGCGCAGCAGCUCUGUGAGCAGGGAGCUCCCACUGAAUCUCCUCUUCGGCCCAGUCUAGCCGUGGUUCAUGGUGAUCAUGCUGUUCUCCGGGAUGACUUUGAACACAACACUCAAGAGGAGCUCAAUCUCAAUAUCUGGUCAGACUGUAGUAACUGUGAGGUUGGAGAGCAGUGCGGUGCGCUGAUGCACGGAAAAGCAGUGACGUUUUGUGAGCCCUUUGGACAGAGAGAACUGACUACAGUGGCUCUGAACACGAGCACAGCAUCAAUCCUGCAGUUUGCCUUUGGGUCUGGUUCUUGUCGGUUCAGUUACUCAGACCCCAGUAUCAUCAUCUCCUGCGGUCUAAACUCCUCUGAUGACUGGAUCACCUUGGAAAAGAUCAGGGCUCCCACCAACAGCAGCACGGUGGUCCACCUCCUGCCAUUGCCUUCAGGCUGUAAAGGAGAGGCCAUUCAUCUGCGCUGGAGUCAGGAGCCACCUGUGGGGCCCGAUGGGUAUGAGUCCUGCUGGGGCCUCGAUAACAUACUGGUGCUAAACACCGCCAACCGGCCCCCGCUGCUGGAGGACAGCCUGGACCCUCUAAACACCGCCAACUGGCUCUUCUUCCCUGGAGCCACAGUAAAGCACGCUUGUCAGUCAGAGGGAAAUUCCUUGUACUUUCAUGGCGGAGAGGGGUUCGAGCACAGCUUCGCUUCUACUCGAGACGUGGACCUGCACCGUGAAGAAGGACGCAGCUACUGGGAGGAAGACUUUGAGAGUCCUCUGAGCGGAUGGGAGGUUGAUGGAGCAGUGAACGGAGUUCAGUGUGGAGAGGUGGAGUCUGGAUCUGCACUUGUCUUUCUUAAAGAUGGAAAGAGGAAGGUGUGCACACCUUACCUCAACACCACUGCCUACGGAAACCUGCGAUUCCAUUUCACCAUGGGGGGUGGAGACUGUGAUCCUGGAGAAUCCAACAAGAAUAAUGUGGUCCUAUUUGGUCGUUCAGAGGGCAGGAAAGAUCAUGUGCUUCUGGACAUACUUCCAUACUCAGCCUACAGGACUCCUACAGUCGUCUCGGUUGGUUUGCCCACAGAACUUCAGACUCCAGCCACUCAGUUUUGUCUCGAGCAGAAGUCUCAUGCUGGAGCUAACCGUCACGUUUGGGCUGUGGACUUCCUGCAGCUGCUGCCGGUUCUGCCUGGAGCAAACACUCACCUGGUGCAGUUCUCAAUCAACCUCGGGUGUGGAGCCUACCAGCCAGCCAACAGCGUCAAACUGGAGUUUUCAACCAAUCACGGUCGCUCCUGGUCUCUUCUGCACACUGAGUGUCUUCCUGAACUGUGUGCCGGAUCACAUCUGCCUCACAGCAGCAUCUACUCCUCAGAGAACUACAGCGGCUGGACGAGGAUUACGAUUCCUCUGCCCAACGCCGCACUCACAGACAGCACUCGCUUCCGCUGGAGACAGACCGCUGUGGGAAGCAGCAACAUGUGGGCGAUUGACAACGUGUAUAUCGGGCCGUCCUGUUUGCGCUUCUGCUCCGGUAGAGGACAUUGUUCACGGACGGGCUGCAAGUGUGACCCUGGUUUCAGCGGUCCGGCGUGUGAGCUGGCGUCGCAGACCUUCCCUGCGUUUCUGUCCGAGAGUUUCUCCAGUGUGAGGCUGUCGUCCUAUCACAGCUUCUCCUCACUGAGGGGGGCAGAGGUCAGCUUCGCCUGUGGGGUUUUGGCCAGUGGAAAAGCCCUGGUCUUCAACAGGGACAGUAGAAGACACAUUGUUACGACCCCCCUGGACAGUUCACAGGCCAGGUAUCUUCAGUUCACGCUGAGGCUGGGCAGUCGCAGCACGUCCAGCUCCUGUCCCGCUCCUGACCAGCCCGGUGAAGGAGUGCUGCUGCAUUACUCCUCAGAUAACGGCAUCACCUGGACGCUGCUGCAGCAUUAUGCUUAUCAGGGCUUCCAUGAGCCCAGGAUCGUUUCUGUGGAGCUUCCUCCGGGGGCCCGUAAAUUCGGCGUCCAGUUCCGCUGGUGGCAGCCGUACCACUCGGGCCGCGGGCAGGACGUCUGGGCUCUGGAUGAGAUCAGUAUGACCUCGGUCCUCUUCAACAUCAUUAGCUUGGACUUCAGUAACGUGCUAGACGUGACUCAGAGCCUGGGCUUCUAUCUAGGGAACGUGCAGCCAUACUGCCAACAUGACUGGACCCUCAGUUUUUCAGGCGAUCACGGCUCGGCCUCCAGUAUCCGCUACGUAGAAACACAAUCCAUGCAGAUCGGAGCGUCCUACAUGAUCCAGUUCUCUCUGGUCAUGGGCUGCGGACGCGAACCUUCUCCUCACAUCGACACUCAGGUCCGGCUGGAGUUCUCCACCAAUCACGGCUUGACUUGGCAUCUCGUCAAGGAGGCCUGUCUCCCCGGCAUGCCCAGCUGCUCUGAGUUCACUGCGUCCAGCGUCUAUCAUCCGUCUGAGUUCACAGACUGGAGACGCAUUACACUUCCACUGCCGUACAAAACCUGGUCGAGUGCGACGCGCUUCCGAUGGAUCCAGAAUUACUAUCAGGAGCAGGACGAGUGGGCUCUGGAUGACAUCUACAUUGGGCAGCAGUGUCCUCAGAUGUGCCGUGGACAUGGAUGGUGUGACCACGGUCACUGCAGGUGUGAUGAAGGCUUCACGGGCUCAGACUGCCAGCCGCUCAACACUCUGGCCUCCAGCGUGCUCUCAGACUUCGAGUCUCAGGAGACCCUGAUGUCAGCGUGGCAGGAGGUGACCGGAGGCGAGAUCGUGCCGCCCGACCAGGGCUGCGGGGUGGUUUCCUCCGGGUCCUCUCUGUACUUCAGUAAGGCUGGGCUGCGGCAGCUGGUCAGCUGGGACCUGGACACAGAGUGGGCGGAGUUUGUACAGUUCUACCUGCGUAUGGGCGGAGACGGGGCGGAGUGUAACCAGGCCGACAGCAGAGAGGAGGGGCUUCUGCUGCAGUACAGUAACGACGGCGGGAUCAGCUGGGGUCUGAUCGCAGAGAUGUACUUCACGGACUUCACCAAACCACGGUUUGUUCAUUAUGAACUCCCUCUGGCUUCUAAAACGCCCUGCACUCGUUUCCGCUGGUGGCAGCCGCUGCACUCGGGCGAGGGCUACGAUCAGUGGGCCAUCGAUGACGUGAUCAUCCUGUCUGAGCGAGAGAAGCACAUCAUCCCUAUGGCUGAUCCCACGCUUCCUCAGAACUUCUACGAGAAACCGGCUUUCGAUCAUCCUCUCAACCAGAUGAGCGUGUGGCUGAUGCUGGGAAACGAAGGAAUGGACAAGGAUCGUAAUGGGAGUUUCUGCGCUCCCACUCCCUCCGCCAUAGUGUUUGGCCGGUCAGACGGGGACCGGAUGGCAGUGACCCGAGACCUGGCGCUCCGUCCCGGAUACACACUACAGUUCAAGCUGAACAUCGGCUGCGAGUCGGUCUUCAGCGCAUCGGCACCGGUUCUGCUCCAGUAUUCUCAUGACGCGGGCCGCACAUGGGCCCUGGUGCAGGAGGGCUGUUUCCCAGCAUCCCCUGGGGCCACCAGCUGUGAGGGCAGCGGGCGAGAACUCAGAGAGCCCACUGUGUACCACACGGGAGACUACGAGCGCUGGACCAGAGUCACGGUCGUACUUCCACGGAUCGUGGCCGCCAGCAAGACGCGCUUCCGCUGGUUCCAGGAGAGCAGUGUGUAUCGAGACGCCCCUGCGUUUGCGCUGGAUGGAGUCUAUAUCUCUGAGCCCUGUCCCAAUCACUGUGGCGGUCACGGAGACUGCAUCUCAGGCGUCUGCUUCUGUGAUAUGGGAUACACAGUGGAGGUGGACCGGUCCAGCUGUGUCCCGUCUGCUCCGAGUCCCACUGAACUGGUGGAGGAUUUCGAGGGCAAGCUUAGCCCGCUGUGGCAGAGUCUGAGCGGAGGACAGAUUGGAGACGGCUGUGGGAGCAUCAGCGAAGGCAAAGCGCUGUACUUCAGCAGCCUGGGCAGACGAGAGGCUCGCACCACGCCACUGGACACCACCAACACCCGUUUGGUUCAAUUCUACAUUCGUAUCGGAGGGAAAAACAUGGGCUCCACCUGCACUCGGCCCCGCUCCCGAAACGAAGGUGUGAUUGUCCAGUUUUCCAUAAACAAUGGCGUUGAGUGGCAGCUCUUGCGAGAGCUGGACUUCAGCUCGUUCCUGGAGCCCCAGGUGGUGACCAUCGAGCUCCCGUCCGCAGCCAAGACGCCUCACACCGUGUUCCGCUGGUGGCAGCCGCAGCAGGGUAAACACUCAGCCCAGUGGGGUCUGGAUAACGUUCUGAUCGGGAUGAACGACAGCGCUAGAAAUGGCUUCUUCGACACGUUUGAUGGCACGUCUCCACUGAGACACAACUGGUAUCGAGUCGUAGGUGGAGAAGUGACCGCAGACUGUCUGAGCCCCAACUCAGUGUUGAACUUCAACUCUGAGGUCAUGGACAAGAGGCCACGUUAUGCUGAGAGCUGGGACUUCGAGGUGUCUGGAUCUUCAUUCCUGCAGUUCGAUCUGAGCAUGGGCUGCAGUAAGGCUGCAUCUUCGGCCCACGGCAUCCAUCUUGAGUUCUCCACAGACUGCGGGAGACACUGGACGCUCGUCACACCCGAGUGUGUGCCUCCGGCCAUCGGCUGCUCCGGAUACACACAGCGGUCCGUGUUCAGCGCUCCUCAGUUCCUGCAGUGGAGGAGAGUCACCGUCUACCUGCCCAGCGCUGCCAUUUCACCCAGAACACGUUUCCGCUGGAUCCAGCCUCACUUUGCUCCGGGAGCUGAUGGCUGGGCUCUGGACAAUGUGCUGCUGACCCCCGGCUGCCCGUGGAUGUGUUCUGGUCAUGGACUGUGUGACAGUGGACACUGUGUCUGUGAUAAGGGCUUCGGUGGCCCUCACUGUGUCCCUCUGGUUGCUUUGCCGUCCGUUCUGAAGGAAGAUUUCAAUGAAAACCUGAUGGCUGAUGUCUGGCCAGAGGUGUAUGGGGCAGAAAGAGGCACGCUGAGCGGAGAGCCUCUGAAAUCAGGAACAGCCCUCAUCUUUAAAGGAGAAGGGCUACGUAUGCUGGUCUCUGCAGAUCUAGACUGCACAAACACCAUGUACAUACAGUUUUCAUUCAAGUUCAUAACAAAGGGUGUACCUGAGCGCUCUCAUUCGGUGCUGUUGCAGUAUUCUGUGAAUGGAGGGAUCAGCUGGCUGCUUAUAGAUGAGUUUUAUUUCCCCACUUCCACAGACACACUGUUUGUUCACAUGUCUUUGCCUCCCAGCGCACAGACGAACGCUACACGCUUCAGAUUGUGGCAGCCAUACAACAGUGGGAAGAAGGAAGAGGUGUGGGUGAUUGAUGACCUGAUCAUAGAUGGCAACACCAUCAAUAGCUUGCCGGUUAUAUUAGACAGUUUUGAGGGAGGUCCUCAGGAAGGGAACUGGCUGUUUUAUCCCGGAGGAAACACUGGAUUCUACUGCCCCUAUCAGAGGGCAGGACUCGAAGAGGACUCAGCCAUGGUGUUCAUGUCCAGUGAGCUGGGUGAGCACUCCAUCACCACCAGAGAUAUUGAUGUCAACGAGAACACUGUCAUCCAGUUCGAGAUUAAUGUGGGCUGCACAACGGAAAGCUCUUCCUUGAAUCCUGUGCGUCUGGAGUUUUCUCGGGAUUUCGGAGCCACGUGGCAUCUGCUGGUUCCUCUGUGUGCCGGAGGGCCCAGACUCAGCUCUCUCUGCUCAACUGAGCUUCACCCGGCCAGCAUCUACUAUCCUGGCACCACGCAGGGCUGGAGAAGAGAAAUUAUCCAGUUCGGCAAGCUGCGGUUGUGCGGCUCAGUGAGGUUCCGCUGGUAUCAGGGGUUUUAUUCAGGCGGCACAGCUCCAGCCACAUGGGCCCUGGACAGCGUUUACAUUGGCCCUCAGUGCCAGAACAUGUGUAAGGGCCACGGUGUGUGUGUGACUGGCACUCAUUGCAGCUGCGAUCCGGGCUACUCUGGUCCUGACUGCUCCAUCCCGGAUGUGCCGAACCCAGAUUUCCUGAAGGAGGAUUUCGAAGGUGGAGUUUUGGAGUCUGAACAUUUCAAGCUGAUGAGUGGAGGAAAGCCUUCCAGAAAGUGUGGCAUCACCACCAGCGGCAAUCACCUGUUCUUCAGCGAGGACGGUCUGCGAAUGCUGGAGACAUUAGAUCUGGACCUGUCUAACGCUAGGUUUAUCCAGUUCUUCCUGAGGCUGGGCUGUGGUAAAGCAGCUCCUGACCCGCGCUCCCAGCCGGUGCUCCUGCAGUUCUCUGUGGAUGGAGGGUUAAACUGGGCUCUUCUGCAGGAGUUCCUCUACAGCAAUAGCAGUAACCAAGCUCACCUAGUGGCUUUGGAGAUUCCUCUUCGAGCACGAUCCUCAGCCACACGCCUGCGCUGGUGGCAGCCGUCUGAGAACGGACACUUCCACAGCCCCUGGGUUAUUGAUAAAUUGGUUGUGGGCGGCAGUGCAAGCGGUUGGGGGCCACUGGAGGACGACUUCUCCUCCACAAAUGGACGCUCUUGGCUGCUGCACCCCGGUGGCACACGGAUGCCAGUUUGCGGCUCUGAUGGUGAAGCUUUUGCCUUCAUCGAGAAGUCAAACACACGCUACGGUAUCACCACCGACAUCAGUCUGGGUCCAGAUGCCUUCAUUCAGUUUGAUUUCUCUGCCUCCUGCUCCGUCACCUCCUCCUGCUACACGGUAGAGCUGGAGUACUCUUUGGAUCUGGGUCUCACAUGGCUGCCGCUGGUCAGGGAUUGUUUACCCACAAGUCCAGAUUGUUCUUCGUACACACUGCAGAGAUUACUGGUGUCAGAUACUUACAACAAAUGGGGCAGAGUUACUUUACCCAUACCACACUAUGCCAGGUCCACAGCCACACGCUUCCGCUGGUUCCAGCCGGCGCCAUUCGAUAAGCAGCAGACGUGGGCUCUGGAUAACCUGUACAUCGGUGACGGCUGUCCUGAGAUGUGCUCCGGUCGCGGCCGCUGCAGACAGAGCUCCUGUGUAUGUGAACCUGAGUGGGGCGGAGAGUACUGCGAUGAGCCUCUGCUCUCUCUGCCCGCUCAGCUCAAGGACAGUUUCAGUCGAGCUCCGGCACUCAAUCACUGGCACCUGCUGACCGGCGGAAAGAUCAGCAGCGUCUGUGGAGCCGUGGCCUCGGGAUCAGCACUGCACUUCAGUGGGAGCUGCUCUCGUCAGCUGGUGACGGUGGAUUUGAAUCUGACCAGUGCUGAAUUCAUCCAGUUCUACUUCAUGUAUGGCUGUAUGAUCGCACCCAGCAAUCGAAAUCAGGGCGUUCUGCUGGAGUUCAGUGUGAACGCUGGGAUCAGCUGGAAUCUGCUGACCGAGAUCUUCUAUGACCAGUACAGCAAGCCGGAGUUUGUGAAUGUCCUGCUGCCCCCUGCUGCACGGGCGGUGGGUGUUCGGAUCCGCUGGUGGCAGCCACAGCAUGACGGGGCCGAUCGGAGCGACUGGGCUCUGGAUAAUGUGCUGAUCUCUGGCUCAGAUGCUCAUGCUCAGAUCUCUGACACAUUUGGAGGAGUAGCGCUGCCCAGUCAUGAGAGAGCACCAGCCGACAGCACACACACACGACACAGCAGCUCAUCCACCAUCCACGAAGAGACCAUUGUGAGCGAUCACUGGCUGUUUUCUGAAGAUUGCUCCGUGAAACGUUUCUGCAGCUCUCCAGAUGGCGUCAUGGUGUGUGGAAACACGGAUGGACAGGAAGUUUAUGCCGUCACACAUGACAUAGUUCCUGCCAAAGGCUGGGUCAUGCAGUUCAAGAUUGCAGUUGGCUGCAGUGCGCCGGAGAAGCCUGCAGAGAGACAGGUUCACGUUCAGUACUCCGUGAACUUCGGUGUGACCUGGAAAUACCUGGUACCUCAGUGUUUACCUGCAGACCCUCGCUGUGCCGGGCAGGUGUCGCAGCCGUCCGUGUUCUUCCCGGCCGACGGCUGGAAGCGAGCGGUUUAUCCUCUACCAGACAGUCUCGCAGACACAACGGUGCGCUUCCGCUUCUAUCAGAGACAUUCAGAUACACAGUGGGCUGUGGAGAACUUCUACAUCGGACCUGCUUGUGAAAACCACUGCGGAGGUCAUGGAGACUGUCUGGACCAGCACUGCCUCUGUGACCCGGGUUUCACUGGACCCAACUGCUACGCCAGCACCACUCUGAAGCAGGCGUCACUGAAGGAGCGCUUUGACUGGGACGGGGCCCGCGGGCCACAGUGGCAGGUUCUGGAAGGUGGAUAUCCCUGCACCGACUGCAGGGUGCUGGUGGAGGGAACCGCUCUGUACUUCAAUGGUGCAGAGGCCAGACAGGCGGUGACCAGUGAUCUGGACCUGCGCGGGGCGAAAUUUGUGGAGUACUGGGCUAAAAUCGGCAGCGAGGAGAACAUUACUCUCUGUCAUCGUCCAACCUGUCGGAAAGAGGGUGUGUUAUUGGAUUAUUCUAUUGAUGGAGGUGUGUCUUGGACAUUGCUCCAUGAGAUGGACUAUCUGAAGUACAUAUCAGUGAGGAGAGAUUACAUCGUGCUGCCGGAGAAAGCGCUGACCAAUGCCACUCGUCUGCGAUGGUGGCAGCCGUUCUCGCUGCUGUCGGGGCUGGUCCGCUCGAGUGCAGAGCGCGCUCAGUGGGCUUUAGACAACAUCCUCGUGGGAGGCUCUGACAUCAACCCCAGCACCCUGCUGGACACCUUUGAUGACGAGGGUGUUUCUCAUGAAGAGAGUUGGAGCUUCUAUCCCAAUGCUGUCCGUACGGCUGGCUUCUGCGGAAACCCAUCGUUCCACUUGUAUUGGCCCAACAAGAACCAAGAUGGGUCGCACAAUAUCCUGGCGACCCGAGAACUCAUCGUUCAGCCUGGAUACAUCUUACAGUUCAAGAUUGUGGUGGGCUGUGAGGCAGACCGCUGUGAUGAUCAUCAUUCAGUGCUUUUACAGUACAGGAAGGAUGCCAGGUCAGAUGUGUGGCAGUUAGUCCAGUCCGCUUGUCUUCCUUCUUCUGUCAACAAUGUGGGCUGCUCACCUUUCCAGUUCCACGAGUCCACUAUCUACAGUCCUGUCAACAGUUCAGUGUGGACCAGAGUCACCAUUCAGCUGCCUGACCACGUGUCAUCUGGUGCGACACAGUUCCGCUGGAUCCAGCAUGAGGCCCCUGGCGAGCGUUACAGCUGGGCUGUGGAUCACGUGUACAUCGGGGAAGCUUGUCCUGGACUGUGCAGUGGUCAUGGCUACUGUACCAGCGGACCCGUCUGCAUCUGUGACGAAGGCCAUCAUGGUGAUGACUGCUCGUUGUCCAGCAGCGAGCUGCCCAGCUCCAUAAAGGAUAACUUUGAGUCUGGUUCGGUGUCUCAGGAGAGCUGGAGCUUGAUUCAGGGUGGCGGCGUGGGCAGCGGAUGCGGUCAGCUCUCUCCUCACGCUCACGGGGACUCGCUGUACUUCAACGGCUGUAAGAUCAGACAAGCCAUCACUAGACCUCUGGAUCUGACCCGUGCUAGUAAGAUCAUGUUCGUGCUGCAGAUAGGCAGCGUGUCGCAAACGGACAGCUGUAACGCUGCACUGGAUCAGACAAACACAGUCGACCGGGCUGUGCUUCUCCAGUACAGCGUCAAUAAUGGAGUUAGCUGGCACGUCAUUGCUCAACACCAGCCAAAAGACUUCAUCAAAGCCCAGAGAGUGUCUUACAACAUUCCACUUGAGGCUCGUGUUCGAGGGGUGCAGUUGCGGUGGUGGCAGCCACGGCACGAGGGCGCUGGGCACGAUCAGUGGGCGCUGGACCAUGUCGAGGUCAUUCUUGUCAGACGCCCCCUCCUGUCCUGGCUGCGUUCCUGGCUCAUUGGUCCCAACCUGACGGACAGAAGAGGCAAUGACAGGCUAAGCAAUAGCGACUCUCACAAUUUUUUCCACAUUUUUUGACUCUGUCUGUCUGUCCUCCUCACAACCUCUCACUGUUAUUACGUUUGGUCUCUUGAUCUUUUUCCAUCUGUCAGUCUUUCCUCAAGCUCCAACCUCAAGCACUACUCACUCAAAACCGGAUUUUUGUCUUUGUCACUUACCAAACAAUUACGAUGCACCAGCUUCAAAAGACCAUAAAAUGAAGCGAUGACAGUGUUUGAGGUUACGAGUGAACGAUCCGUUUGAUUCUGUAGUUUGUGAAUUCUUAAAGACGCCUAGCUACGAAUUAGAACAGCGAUUGCGCACGAGCACUGCUGAACCUCGGUCUGCUUUCCUCUUCACAGCACCCGUAAGCAGAACUACAUGAUGAACUACUCCAGACAGACCGGCCUACACCACUACUACAACAGGAAGAGGCGGGCAUUGCGGCAACGAACCUAAACGCGUGGAGAGAAAACGUUGCCGCUCACACAUUAUUCUGCUGGCUACAAUCCGCUUUCCCUGAUGAGAAAACACCAUGUCAGGUCACUUCUGUCAGCAUCUGGCCAUACUCUCUCAUCCGAACGAUACAUUGGACCAUCUAGUCCCAUUUCUAGCCAAUCAUUGCCUUCCCAGAGCAGUGUGAUGGGAAAGACAAGCACCUAAAUGUGGCGAUUUUUAUAUACUUAUCUAUGAACUAUUGGGUUUCCUAAUUCUGUUUGUUAUAACCUUGUUUGAAUUCUCCUGAUGUGAACGACUACAAAGCUCUCCUGCUCUCACCUCACUUUCUACCACACUGUGAAGUUAUUCUGACGGUUACGAUGAUGCCGACGAGGAGAACCGAAGACGACUCGUGCUGAAGCAGUUUCUUGGAUGAAGAUAAUGACGAUGUGUUUUGCUGUUGUGUGUCUGUGGGUUCGUUUUGUGAUGCGUUGAUUGUGCUGUUCAAUCGUUUGUUAGUAUUAUACUAACUUGUAUCUUUUGGGCUUGGAUCAUUUUUCCUUUGCGAAACAAGGCACGUGGAGAAGUCAGCCUUGGAGAGGGAAAAAAGAGAGUCGAGCAGAGAAUGAAAAGAAAGAAUACAUUUAAAAAGAGAGACUAACGAUGUUUGGUUGUUGUUGAUAAAUCACUUUUUUAUAUAUCUUGGUUCCUUAAGAAUAUUUAUGGUAAAUGGUUCUCCACUAAACCUAUUUAAAAUACACUGUGGGUGAAAUCUGUGUUGUUGUUUUUUUCUGUUUGUUUGUUUUUGCUUUCAGUUUGUUUGGUUAGGUUUAAGUUAUUAGGUCAGGUUCUUGGUUGCGAUCGAUCGACGCCCUUUCCUUCUCAUUCAGAGUCAUCCAGUUGUGCUGUUAGACAUCUCCUCAUCCCCCUCUUUCUUUGAUGACCUGUCAGUGUUGUUUAUGAUGUUACCUUCUCCCCUUCUUGGUGUAGCUCUCCAAUAUAGCAAGUUCUUGUGUAUAUAUAUUGUAUAUAAAUAUAUAUAUACAGGGAUCCAUCCGCCUUAUAAAAGGGAAAUAAAGAACUGUCAAAACCUCCA